AUGGAAGCGAAUGACUGUUCUUACCGAUUCCAAGGCAUUGAGGGAGAAGAAGUUCCAAGGAAUGUGCAAAACCUGACUUUCACUCCAGGCAUUCAAGUUUUGCUGGAUGACUUGUGCUCCUUCUGCAAGUUUUUGCAGGAAGUAACUCUGCCGCAAGGAUUGAUCAGCAUUGGUAAUGAGGCUUUCAGUUUUUGCAGGAACUUGUUGGAUGUCAAGAUUUGUACCUCGGUAGAAAGUAUUGGAGAAGAUGCAUUUUUUUCCUGCAGACAGCUGAAAAAUGUAGAGUUUCAAUGUUCAAUGUCUUCGCCCCCUCGGCUAGAGACAAUUGGCGAAUCCGCUUUCCAACGUUGCAAGUCGCUGCAAAGAAUCAAGAUUCCCUCGUCCGUGAGCAUGAUUGGUGAUUUUGCAUUUGACGACUGCGAAACCUUGGUAGCAGCAGAUCUGUCAAAAGCGUCCAUCACACAAAUUUCAAGUUGGACGUUUUCUGAAUGUAUGUCCCUACGAACUGUGAGCCUACCAAGCUCAUUGGAGCGUAUUUGUCGAGAAGCAUUUAAUGACUGCGUUUCUUUGGUUACAGUUAUAAUUCCCCUGGAUUCAAGGCCGAUCCAUAUGGAACAAAACUCCAUCAAUGCGUGCAAUGCUCUUGCAAACCUUGUGCUCCCGCAAGGGUCCAAAGCCGAAAGAGACGCUUUUACUAAGUGCGAACUAUUGCAAGGUCGGUAUGGCGAAGGAUCAGAUAGCAUUGUUGCUGGUUUGGCAUGCCGGUUUGACAACUUUCCUGUCCACAAAAUCUGCUACCACCCUUCCUCUACCACCGCCCAAGAACUUUGUGACUGUAUUCAGAGGACGAAUGACGACAUUUUAUCGCUCGUGGAUGAGUUUGGAAUGACUCCGUUCCAUGUUCUAUUUUCUACUCCCGAGCCAAGUCAAGAUCUUCUCAAAGUCCUUCUAGACAAGUAUUCAUACCAUGUUCUUGUGGACUGUCAAGACGCGAAUGACAAUCGACCGAUGGAUUACUUGAUUUCAAACUGGAAUGAAGCAACCGCACCUAUGGUCAAAGAAACUAUGCAAAGAUGGAUGAUUGAUCCAUUCCUUCGUUGGGGUGCUACAUCAUGGGCGGAAGCUAUGCAAAGUAGGGUGCAAGCUCUACUUGCUGGAGAUGAUGACGAUGACAGGGAAAUUUCGAACUAUCAUGCAAUUUGUGACUUUACACUGUUCAGAGAUAUGGAAGUCACGUCGAUCUUGGAAAUGGUAUUGUGGAAAAAACAGCUGAAGGGUGGCCGGAACAACGAUGGUACCAAGCGACAGGCGCUUGACCGAGAAGAGUGCCGUUGUGUCUGUGGAUCGGACGUUGUGAUUCCAAGUGUCGUGGAGUUCUUGGAUUUUAUACUUCCGUCCUAA
Molecule: messenger RNA, 1401 nt
Organism: Cylindrotheca closterium
Lineage: Eukaryota; Bacillariophyta; Bacillariophyceae; Bacillariales; Bacillariaceae
Source: the annotation of a GenBank genome assembly